AUGCUUUUUAGAGCCACACGUCUUUCGGCCGCAGGCCCUGUCCAGGAUCAGAGCAAUGCGCCCGGUGGCGGAUCACUGGUGACCAUCAUAGACCCUGAGGGGUUUCCUUUCAACGUGAUCUUUGGGCAAGAGCCAACCAACCUUGAGGUGAUCCAUCCUGAGAAAGUUGUCCUGAACUAUGCCGGCGAGAAGUUGCGACGACAUCUCCUCUAUGUCGAGAAGGAUGGCCAGAAAGUGAUCGUGACCAUGUUCGCACACAUUGAUCUCGGUGAGACACUCGUGGACCACCAUUCAAUCUUCUUCAGCGCAAAUCCCAAGGGCGUGCAUGUCCACCACUGCUCAUUCGAGGUGCAUGAUUUUGAUACCCAGCAUUUGGGUCACCAGUGGCUUUCUCGGAAAGGGUACAGUUCGGUCUGGGGUGUUGGCCGACAUGUCCUAGGAUCCCAAAUCUUUGAUUAUUGGUGGGACACUACCGGCAAUAUGGUGGAACAUUACGCGGAUGGUGACUUGGUCAACAAGGAUACGCCGGUCGGAUAUGUACAGGCGGGGAGUGAAUCAUUAGCCGUGUGGGGACCCGAAGUGCCUACAAUUUUCCUAGAAUAG
Messenger RNA from Penicillium macrosclerotiorum, 603 nucleotides. RefSeq names its product Glyoxalase/Bleomycin resistance protein/Dihydroxybiphenyl dioxygenase. The record is from RefSeq and is a predicted model, not a curated record. Lineage: Eukaryota; Fungi; Ascomycota; Eurotiomycetes; Eurotiales; Aspergillaceae. Bases 1 to 603 code for a protein of 200 amino acids. The transcript is spliced from 2 exons.